This is a messenger RNA of Colossoma macropomum (tambaqui), 3674 nucleotides long. RefSeq names its product WD repeat containing planar cell polarity effector. Bases 226 to 2421 code for a protein of 731 amino acids. Gene Ontology annotation, molecular function: protein binding. Gene Ontology annotation, biological process: nervous system development; cilium organization; establishment of protein localization. The transcript is spliced from 18 exons. The record is from RefSeq and is a predicted model, not a curated record. Gene Ontology annotation, cellular component: axonemal basal plate. Lineage: Eukaryota; Metazoa; Chordata; Actinopteri; Characiformes; Serrasalmidae.
UACAGGCUGCCGAACUGAGACAGUGUUGUUGUGAAGAGAGCGGGUUGCCAGGCAGCGGAGAAAUCCUGAUCCUGCAGUGAUAUGUCUGCUUUUUCCGAGUAGACGAACAGCAACAAAUACAAGCUGGUUGGCUUCAUAUGAGCCGUAAUGAGCGUCAUCUGUUCCAGACUGUAACCCUUCGAGAUUUCGACAGACUCGUCUACAGAUUGUUCACAGACUGGGCUGAUGGCUUUCUGCUUGGCUGAGCUGAAUCUGUGGUCCUCCAAGAGCAGCCUGCACGUACAAGAUACAGAUAUUGGUGCAUUCCAGUUUUAUGAGAAAGGAGAACCAGUCUUUCCUACAGAUCAUCAUUACUACAGUGAGAAACAGCACUUUGCAGAGAGUCGGGGUCACUCGUGGCUCCUGAGUAACCGUCGUCCUGAGAAGUUGCGGGACGCCCUGAAGGAACUGGAGGAGCUCUUGCAGUCCAAUUCCUGUGUUUGCACCAAAUGGAGGACGAAGCAGUGCUGUCAGAUGUUGUUGAGUACAGGUGUGUUAGUGACCCUGACAGUCGGCGGAGCUCAGUUAGAGAGAGUGACCAUCGACAAAACACUGGUGGGACGACUACCUGCUGACACCAUCGGCCACGCUGUGAUUGGCGAUCGUUUCCUGCUGCUGUCACUGGUGAAGAGCCAGGUGUGUCAGGUGUACCUGGGGAGGCGGAGCCAGAGCUCACCUGAGCUGUCAGCACGGCGUGGGGAGAAGCUCUCCCCUGCUGAGAUUAAGGUCUCGUCGGUGGAGCUGGCGGGCGGAGGUGGGCGCCGGACAGGCCGGCAUGUGGCGCUGAGCCGGGCGCAGGACGUGGGCGUGUGCUGGUGGCCUGGUGGGCGUGAAGAGGUCUGGCCUUGGUCGCCGGUUCCCAGUGCGACAGAGCGGGCCAAUCUGGUACUGCUGGGCUGCACGGACGGCUCGGGGCUUAUGGUCUUGAGCUCCAUGCGCACGGACAGCGACCUUUUGGACUGCUGCUUCAGCCUGACCCAGCCUUACCACAUCCUCACUGUUGAGCUGCGAGAGGAGGCCCGUGACCCCACGGCAGAGCUCCACGAAGAGGCCUGCCCCCCUGUAGUUCAGGCCUGUGUGUAUGAAUGUGCUCGCGGGCGGCUCCAGCAGCUCUCAGCCGUCAACCAACCCCUCCCCUCUGCCCCAGUGUCUUGGUGCCGUGACCCAAGUGAGCGCUGGCUCCUCCUGGGCCUGCAGGACAGCUCUGUAGUGCUGGUACAUCCUGAGACUGGGGUUUCUGUACAGGCCGUUUGCCCCAUGCCCCCCUCACUGCUGGCCUGGCACCCUUCUGGAGGGCUGGUGGUGGUGGCUGGGGGUCAGGGGGAACUUCAGUUUUUCGAUUUGGGCCUUUCCCCUCUCCCAGUGCGGCUGGUGUGCGAGGAAGAGGGUGGUCAGGGCCAGGCUGGUGCCAGUCUGCAGCUGGUUUGGCACAUGAAGGUGUCCAGCGGGUUAGAAGACAUCGAGUGGGCACAUUCACCUGUGUCCCAGAAUGCCGAGGGUCUGGAAGUGCACAAUCUGUUGCUACUCAGGUUCCAUGGAGGACCACUGGCUGCUCUGAGGCUAAAGCUGGGUGUGCUGAACGGAGGGCAGCUGGGUCCAGGUGAGCUCCUGCAGCAUCGUCUGUGCCGUGGGGAGGUGGACGCCGCACUGGGCAUUCUGGGCAAUAUGGACUGGUGCAUGAUGGGAGCAGAGUGUUAUCGUGCUCUUAUCUCUGUGACAGAUCACCUGCUGAGGAAACCGCUGGACGAGCGGACGGAAGCUCAGUUAGAAGCUGCUCUGGGGAUGUUUUAUUCUCCGUCCAGAUCUUUAACAGACACCGUUAUACUGGAGUAUCGAGAUCCCAUCAGCUGCUACGCUCGCAGAUUCUUCCAUCACCUGCUCAGACACCAGCGGUUCGAGAAGGCGUUUCUCCUGGCUCUGGACAUUGGAGCUCGAGACUUGUUCAUGGACCUGCAUUACGUGGCCCGGGACAGCGGAGAGGCGGUGCUGGCCAGCGUGGCCAAGAAGAAGGCCCAGGAGCUGGAAAUGGAGGAGGUCACACCUUCUGACCCAGAUGUCCCCAAGUCGAGGGAGCGUAAUGGAGUGCGUGUCCCCCCUUCUGCUGACACACACACUUAUACAGAAAGGCCCACAAACACACACCGCAAACCACCUUUACCCAGCACAGAGGGAGCCACUUCCAGCCAAACCCACAACAGCACAGCAUCAAGAGUCGCUUCCAGAGUGAAAGUGGAUACAGAGAUGGAAGAGGACCUUAGUGAGACCCUGUCAAAACAUCCCACCUUCUCUUGGAAUCAAAUAGACGUCAGUCAUGCCAGCCGUGAGGAUCAGGUGUCAGAAAAUACCGGAAAACUCAAGGUUAUUCAUUUAGGCCUAGUAUGAAGACUUAAUACUGCGAUGUUUUUAUGCAUCAUCACUGUCGUAACAAAACCUCUCAUCUCUGUGAAUGCCUGUGUCUUAUAUCUGUUCUACUCUUCAACAGUUAAAAGUAUAUAUUCAUGUGGAUGUUUAAGCGUUCAGCACAGACUGCACUACAUUACUAAAAGUGAGGGGGUUCCCCAAGGCUUCAUAUUAGGGCCUCUCUUUUUCUAUAUAAAACAGAACUGAACAGACUUCUGUCAUUUUACAAUUUAUCAUAACAUCACAAAACCUCAUAUCUCCAAAAUGGAAACUUUUAGGACUAAGAAAAAACAUUCUUAACUUUAAAGUGUAUUAAUGUAACUUAGAGCGAUGAAAUGUGUUUAAUUAGUCCUGUUGAACAUUAUCAGCUUCAUAAUUAUAGAUCUCUCAGGAAUUCAUCUACUGUUUAAUCAGUGUUAGAGUGGCCAAAAAAUCACCUUUAAAUAUUUGUGUAACUUUAUAUAAACUAAUAUAUGCAAAUUAUUUUUGUUUACUGUUCAUUUCACAUACUUGUACAGAUUCUGCCUUUGUGAUGCCUGUGCAAUGGUCGGAAGGGUCUGAGAAUUAUAUAUAAAGCCUUUUAUCUGGAAGGUAAAUGCUUAUUUGUUUAAAAAAAAGCACUACAUUAGAAUAAGUACAAGUAAAGACAUAAACAGUCUAAGGGUAGUUAAAUCUCUCUUUGUGGAACUCCAGUAUUUACAGUUACUACCUAGUUUACUGCCUAGUUUGUCUGAUCAGUCCUUCACUAAAGAGCCCCACUUAUAACAUUAUAACAUUUACCAAAAAUAGUUUAUUUUUACAGUAUCAUUCUCCAACCUCUCUUUAUCCCUUAGUAUCAAACAGGCUGUUUCUGUUGCUGCCCCUUUAAGACUGAAAUAUGUAAAUGAGCUCUGUACUGAUUGGCUGAAUCAUACAGAAAGCAGUCCAGGCUGAAAUGUUCCCUGUAAGUUCAGCAUGAAUAGGUGAGGUGAAACUGCUGUAAGCUGAAUUUGUUGGUUUUUGUGAUGCCAUAAAAGCACUGAAAAACAGGCUGUUGUUAGAGCUUAGUUUCCAUAUAUGGACUGUAUGGACUGGAGAGUGAAUAGUAUGUUAUGAAACUUUAUCAGUGUUUACAUACUACUACUGCACUGUUAUUAACUCUUGUGUGGUGUUGAUGGUCUGGUGGACCCACAGCAUUAUUGUUUUUUAAAUCAAUACAGCCAUAACAAUUUAUGUAAAAAUACCAGAUGUUUAAA